This is a messenger RNA of Naegleria gruberi, 1521 nucleotides long. RefSeq lists its product as uncharacterized. The transcript has a single exon. The coding region runs from base 1 to 1521 and encodes 506 amino acids. Lineage: Eukaryota; Heterolobosea; Eutetramitea; Acrasida; Naegleriidae. The record is from RefSeq and is a predicted model, not a curated record. Gene Ontology annotation, molecular function: phosphatidic acid binding; GTP binding; phosphatidylinositol binding.
AUGAAAAAAAUGUUUACCCCAAAAAACAUCAAACAUUUUGUUUCCACCACUGGUGUUGCCACUUUAUCAAGAAGACCAUGUUUUGUUGCUCUCAGUAACCAUACAACAACUCUCUUUAAUAUAAACAAUAAUUCAUCUUGUUUUGUUAGAGAAUUUUCAACCAAUUCUAGUGGCAAUUACCAACAAGAAGAAGGAAACAAUAAGAAUUUUUACAAUAGUAAAACUCUUGCUCUCGGACUUGUUGGAGGUUUGCUUUCCUCUAUUGCUGCCUAUUAUUAUUUCGAUAAUAAUAGAAAUAAUGUAGAUGAUAAUUUACACACUCUCCUUGCUCAAGCAUUAUCUGCUCAAGAAAAUUCAACCUUCGAAGAACAAGAAAGAACCAAAAAGAAUGUUAAUGCAUUGCUACAACAUAAUACUCCAAUUUAUAGAGUUGUUUUGACAGGAGGACCUUGUGCUGGUAAAUCGAGUGCCAUGACCAAGUUGAGAGAAAGAUUACAAAAUUUGGGAUUUCAAGUUUUUAUUAUUCCAGAAGCAGCUACCUUGUUAAUGACUGGUGGUGCCAAAGUUACUGAUAAUUCUUCUGUUGAAGAUGUUUUAGCUUUUGAAUCUUCUUUAAUUAAAACUCAAAUGGCUAUUGAGGAUAAUUUCCAAGAAAUUGCAAGAGUAAGCAAAAAACCGACUAUUUUACUUUGUGAUAGAGGUACUUUGGAUCCAAAGGCUUACAUGGCUGAUGAUUUAUGGCAAGCAUUGAUGGAUAUGAAUGGUUGGUCAAUUCCAAUGCUUCGUGAUAAGAGAUAUGAUUGUGUAAUCCAUCUUGUUACAACUGCAAUUGGUGCUGAAAAAUUCUACACUUUGGAAAAUAAUACUGUCAGAACUGAAACUAUUGAACAAGCAAGAGAGUUGGAUCAUAGGCUCAGAGCUUCAUACAUUGGCCAUUCUCAAUUGUAUAUUGUUGAUAAUGCUGUGAAUAGUUUUGAUGAAAAAUUGCAAAAAGUGUAUAAUAUUCUUUCUCAUCAAAUUGGUAUUCCAAGAGCUAAAUCAUCUAGAAGAAGAUUCUUGUUAAAACCAAUGGAAAAGGUAGACAUGAAUUUGAGACAUGAAGUUAUUGAUUUGGAACAAAUCUUUAUUCCAACAGGAAACGAAAAGGACGUAACAAGAAUUGUAAAACGUGGUCAAAAUGGCGUCUUUACUUAUUCCUAUCAUUCCACUCAAACUAUUGAAGAUGGUUUGGAAAAGAUUGAAGCUCGUCCAAUCUCUGCCAGAACAUACGUAAAUCUUUCUUCUCAAGCUGACAAGUCUAGAAUGCCAAUUCUUAAAAAGAUUUACAGUUUUGUUUAUAUGAAUCACUACUUUGAACUUAAUCACUACCUCAAUGGCAAGGGUAAGGGUACCACUAUUCUUACAGUGGAAGCAGUUGCAGGACAAGAAGUUUCUAUUCCUCCAUUUUUGGAACCAUACAUUUUGGAAGAAGUUACUGAUAACAACAAGCUCUCUUCUUAUGAAUAUGCUCUUAAGAAUUAA